UCCGCUCCACGACCUACCUCCCCAGUCUCCCCGUCAACGGGCUCGACGACCGCACGAGCUGCAUCUCCCAAAGCACCCGGAGGACCCGCAACCGCAAUCCGAAGAAAGGCGGCCGCCGACCGAGCAGACAAGGCCGCCAAUGCGCGCCCAACGAGCACACGAGCUGCCGGCGCCGGUGGUAGCAGCAGCACAAUGUUGAGACUUUACACCGACGAAUCGCCUGGCCUCAAGGUCGACCCGUUCGUGGUCAUGGUCUUGUCCAUCGGGUUCAUCAUCAGCGUUGUCGCGCUGCACAUCAUCGCGAAAUUCACCAAGCGCUUCGCUUCGUAA
Dissoconium aciculare CBS 342.82 is the source of this 330-nucleotide messenger RNA. Its product is annotated as Pre protein translocase Sec Sec61-beta subunit. Gene Ontology annotation, cellular component: Sec61 translocon complex. The transcript is spliced from 3 exons. Gene Ontology annotation, biological process: intracellular protein transport. The annotation marks the transcript as partial. The record is from RefSeq and is a predicted model, not a curated record. Lineage: Eukaryota; Fungi; Ascomycota; Dothideomycetes; Mycosphaerellales; Dissoconiaceae.